Messenger RNA from Drosophila persimilis, 1143 nucleotides. RefSeq names its product persulfide dioxygenase ETHE1, mitochondrial. The transcript is spliced from 4 exons. Gene Ontology annotation, biological process: glutathione metabolic process; hydrogen sulfide metabolic process. NCBI's taxonomy places the organism in Eukaryota, Metazoa, Arthropoda, Insecta, Diptera, Drosophilidae. The coding region runs from base 128 to 1018 and encodes 296 amino acids. The record is from RefSeq and is a predicted model, not a curated record. Gene Ontology annotation, molecular function: sulfur dioxygenase activity.
AAAAGUUGUGUGCUUAUAUAACGAGUAAACAGAACGGAAGCCGAACACCGAAUACUAAAACCGACCGAGCAAACCCCAUUAGAACCGAAGCUCUGCUCGCCCCCAUCGCACUGGGAAAUUGAAAAAAAUGCGAAUCGUUGGCCGCAGUAUGUUGUCAGCCCUCAAGCGGCUAUCAGUCAGCCAUCAGAAUCAGACGAUCUUGGCCAGAAGUAGCUCAGUCCGCAAUGCCCAGCGGAACCCAGAGUCGCAACCACAACGAUCAGUCCAUAGUCAAUUCGGGACAAUGAGUCUGCCGGAGCGCAAGCCCUUCUCGCCGGACUUCUUUUUCCGCCAACUGUUCGAUGGGGAGAGCAGCACCUACAGCUACCUGCUGGCGGACCUGAAGACUGGCGAGGCCGUGAUCAUCGAUCCCGUGCUGGAGCAGGCCAAGCGAGAUGCCCAGCUGGUCAAGGAAUUGGGCUUCAAGCUCAAAUAUGCCAUCAACACACACAUGCACGCGGAUCACAUAACUGGCAGCGGCUGGCUCAGAGAGCUGACUGGCUGCCAGUCGGUGAUUGCCGCCGCUAGCGGUGCCAAGGCGGACUGCCACUUGAAGGAGGGCGAUCACGUUGAUUUUGGGAGCCAUGUCAUUGAUACUCUGGCCACUCCUGGACACACCAACGGCUGUAUGAGCUACGUGAUCAAGGAUCAGGGCUGCGUCUUCACUGGCGACACACUCCUUAUACGCGGCUGCGGACGCACAGACUUCCAGGAGGGCAGCCCCAAGAAUCUGUAUGAAAAUGUCCACAGCAAAAUCUUUACGCUGCCCGAUAACUAUCGCAUCUAUCCGGCCCACGACUACAAAGGACAACUAGAGAGCAGCGUGUGGGAGGAGAAGCGCUAUAACCCCCGUCUGACCAAGGAUCUGGAGGAGUUUAUCAAAAUCAUGGAGAACCUUAAUUUGCCAUAUCCCAAGAAGAUAGAUGCGUCGCUGCCCGCCAAUCGAGAGUGUGGAGUCUACGAUAUACCCAAGGAGUAACCCACUCUAAUUAGAUCCUUAUAAAGCCACUACAAGUGCAUCUAAACAAACAUAUUCGUAUAGCACAAUACUUCCGAGAGAUUUGUAAUCUAUCAAAAUAUAAAUAAAUACUUUUGCAAUCCAUA